AUGCUUCCCGCCCUGGACACUAUAUGGCAUUCACCCACACUCUUUACUUCCAUUAAGUCUUCUGCUCCUUUCAACGGCAAGGUCCUUGCCCAGUGCCCAAAGUCUUUCACGAUCGCGGCAAACCCCACAACUCCACGCGAAUCUCCUCAUGGUUCUAAUGGCUUUGCUCUGGUCUCUCCAGCUUGCAUAGAUCCUCUCUACAGCAAGCCGGUGAUUGACAGCGAGGCCGACGAGAUCUCCCCAGGUCCCCAUCACCACGUUGCGGGGCACUUUUCUAACACGUCCACUCGCUUCAACUUCUACUUUCCGCCAAAAGAUGCCUGGGGCGGUCGUUUCUUCCAACUCGCCUACCCUACGCAGCCCGCGAAUGCCACUGAGGAAACCAUUGGGUUCGGGCUAGACAGCAAGGCCUAUACGGUCCAAGUCACGGGGUCAAACGGGUUCCGUGCCGAAGCAGCAGCAGCAAGGUAUUCCCGGAUUGUUGCGGCGCGAUAUUAUCGUCUCACAAGCACUCAGCAUAUCUAUGGCUACGUUUACGGCGGCAGCGGUGGCUCUAAUCAAGUUAUUGGGGGUAUUGAGAAUACAGUCGGCGUCUGGGACGGCGCUGUGGCGAUGGUCCAAGCCGUGCCGAUUUCCGCCCCCAACAGCCCAUCGAUCAGGGCAAUGGCGGGUUUAGUUCUACGGAACAGGAAGACCGAGAUUCAGGAUUCCAUUAAGCCCGGGGGUAGUGGAAAUCCUCUCUCAAUACCAUCAAUGACGGAGCUCGAGCGAAGCAUGCUGAUUGAAGCCACAAAGCUUGGUGUCCCCAUCCGUGCCUGGGAACAGUAUGAUGAGGUCGCUGACAGUUCACAUCUGAACAUCCUGCGGAAUACCAUUAUCCAGCCUUCGGACCCUACAUACGUCGAAGAUUUCUGGUCCAAGCCGGGCUACCUCGGAACGGUGGAUAGUGCGCUCGGAAUCGCCAUGAGAGAGGCCGUAGUUGACUUCAAUGCGACGGUAGAGGAUGUUCAGCUUGACAACGAUGGAAAGCUGGUCAGCAUCAGACUCGACACAGUCCCGGAAGCUGUUGCUGACGUAUACGGGUACGACCUGGUUUUGCUUGGAGCCGACGACUCCAAAUUAAGAACCAUCAGCGGCACGUUGUCUACGGCCAACUACACCAUGUUGUUCACCGACUACACUGCCGACGCCAACGAUGCCACUCUUACAAAGUUUAUUGCAAAGGGAGUCAAAGUCCACAUCGACAACAAGUCCUCUGUUGCAAUGCACUCCUAUUACAGACACCAAAUCCCGGAACGAGUAGGAUUCUACGGAUUCGACCAGUUCCGGACCGUCAAUGGCACGAACUACCCCCAACGGACCCCUGACACGUCCAAGUCCCUCGCCAGAUCCGUCUCUGGCGGUAAUCACACUGGCACCAUCGGAUGCAAACUCAUCGUCGUUCAGAACCUGCUGGACAGCGACGCGUUUCCGUGGCAUGCCGACUGGUAUCGUUCGCAAGUUAAGCAGCAACUGGAAGAUCGCUUCGAGGAUAAUUAUCGCCUUUGGUACAACGACAAUGCGGAGCACUUUUACGAGAAAAGGCCUCCACACCGUCUUGCACUCAUUGUGCCGUACAACGGCAUCUACCAACAAGCUCUCCGAGACGUGGCAGCUUGGGUCGAGGAUAGAGUGCCUGCGCCAGAUACCACGUCGUAUACUGUUUCGGCCGACGACAACUCGGUCCAGGUGCCACCUAAAGCGACCGAACGGCGAGGUAUCCAACCGGUUGUUGAGCUUCUUGCGAAUGGAAGAUGCAGCUGUACGGUGAAAGCCGGCCAGUCGGUGACGUUACGAGCAACUGUCGAAACACCUUCCGGGACUGGCAAGGUUGUCAAUGUCGAGUGGGAUCUGACUUCGGAGGGCACCUUUACUGACGUAGGGCCCGCAUUUACGCCGAACCAGACGGUGACGAUUGAGCACACGAUUGUCUACAACACGACGGGGAACUUUAUCGCUAUUGCGAGGGCGACGUCUCAUCGUCAGGGAGACCAGGGUGCCGUUUAUGCGAGGGUGAUGAAUUUGGCUCGUGUGAAUGUUAUUGUACACACGCGCACACGCGCACACGCGCACACGCAUACCCACAUCCUCUCAGAAGAAGUCAUGGACUCCCAAGGCAGCCAAGCGACGAAGAAGCGGAGACUGGAUGAUGGAAACGAAGAUAGUCAAGCCAGUGAGGACGACGGCAGUUCACUCGGCGUGUCUUGGCGUGGUUUCCGUCCUCGGACCAUCGAGUUCGACCAUCAAGCCUCCUGCAGUGAGUUUGAAUCUCGCUUCGAACUCGAGAUCUGGGCGACGGAUGCACAGGGUGUUGAGCGUCAAAUUGGAUAUAUCUGGGAUAAAAUCCAUUACGCUGGAGCCGAGAAAGUCAAGAUCAUCGCAGAGAGCGCAACGAGCCCAACGAGCAUCGACACCCCGCGGUUGGCCUCCGACCGUUACAUAGAGGCAUUCGAAAGCAAUAUGAGAUCAGAGCAGACUAUUCAAGAGAAAGCUCGUCAGGAGGAGAAGGCUCGUCAGGAGGAGAAGGCUCGCAAGGAGGAGAAGGAGGCUCGCAAGCAGAAGAAGGAGGCUCGCAAGCAGAAGAAGAAGGCUCGCAAGCAGAAGAAGGAGGCUCUCCGAGAGAGAACACUUGCCCUUGAGGCUCUUCAAGGGAGAAGGAGAGCCCUCCAAGAGAGUGAGAGAACCCUCCAGUAUGAGGAAGAGGCUCUCCAAGAGAAGAUUCAGUCUCUCCAAGAGAAGUAG
Molecule: messenger RNA, 2781 nt
Organism: Colletotrichum paranaense
Lineage: Eukaryota; Fungi; Ascomycota; Sordariomycetes; Glomerellales; Glomerellaceae
Exons: 3
Coding region: 1-2781 (926 amino acids)
Source: RefSeq, a predicted model, not a curated record